ACGCCACUGUGAUUAAUUGAUUACACGCAGUCUCAUAAAAAUGCGAUAGUAUAUGUGAAAAGUAAUCUUGUGAGGGUUCCGUUUUUUCACUUUCAAAAUACAGAACCCUAAAAAUUAUUAUUGAAUAGAGAAUUAUUAUACAGCGUUUAGUGAAGACAAUACUAAAGCCGUAUGUACAACUUAUACAUUCAUAACAUACGUAGACAUACAAAACUACGAAAAAAACUUGGAACAAAACAGACGGUACAAACUAAAAUAGAACGUGAAGCAACUCAAGUUAAAGUGACUUAGUAGUCUACGUAGAACGUUUUAUAAUGAUAAAUAAUCUGCACCUUUCCGAAUUAAUUUAUAAUUAGUUUACCUAACUGUCAAGAUAAGUUUCUUACCAAAAGAGAUUUGUUUAUUACCUAUUAUGUAUGCAAAAUAAACUACAUUCCGUCGACAAAAUAUUUGCCCAUGGAAACAAAAAUUGAAUUUUCGUACAUUUUCCACAAAGUGCCAGUAACCUAAUGAAGAUGACUACUGAAAAAGAUUUUAAGUUAGAAUCGUUUCUUUCAGAAUUAUCAAACAUCUAUUCGAGUGAAUCUGAUGCCAACUUAAAGGAAAAUAUUUGGAAAGAUACUAGUUUUUCAGAUAUCGAUCAUGCGAAACUAUUACUGAAAUGUUUGGCUAAAUUCCAUGCGACCAGUGCACUGUAUCAACAAAAGCAUCAGACAUCUGAAAAUGGAAUUUCUAAAGCCUGCAAAUAUUUUUCUCAAGAACCAGCAGAAUACAUUAAACAAAAUGGUAUGGCGAUAUUUAAUGAAUUGGUCGAAUUAUCAAGCCAAUUUCCAGAAAUAAAAAUGAAAAAGUCAGAAUUUAGAAAACAUUUUGAAAAAUCACUUCACUUAAUCUCGCACAAUGAGAUUCCAAUUAAAUUUCAGGUAAUCUGUUGCAUGAUUUCGCCAUGGAAGCAGGUAAUUUUUCAUUAUCAAAACAGCAGACCAAUAAACUGCAAAUUAACCAACUUAACAUCGAUCUUCUAUUCGUCACCUGUUUACGACGUUUUAUUUGGAAUAUACUCCAUGACCCUUCGAGAAUUUCGAAAGUAUAACUUGAACAAUUUACUCGAUUACUACUACAAAUCGUUAGAAAAUGAGUUUCUCUCAAACGACUUGAUCUUGAAGAACUUUCUGGAUUAUCACGAGUAUCAAAAUCUUGUAAGACAAUUUAUACCACAAAUAAAACUAUCGGCAUCUCUAACAAAGUACCAGAUAAUUAAAGAAUAUUAUCAUUUAAAUAAUAAUAAAGGUGUUUUACUCGACCUUCUGGAAGACUUAGAAGAGUAUUUUACUUACAAAUCUUGUAGAGUUUUACCCGAAGACGUUCACAAAAUUAUAAAAAGUAGUUGUGGAGAUAUACAGUUCGAAAUUGUACAAUACCGCUUGGAAUCAAUGAGCAAAACUCUCGGUUACAUGGGGGACUACAGUAAAUUAAUCGUCACCAUUUUGACCGCCGAAGGAGAAAAGGUAAUCAAAUAUUUCGCAAAACUAUUUCCCAGCAAUUCCCCUUUCAUCGAUACAAUACGAGAUUCGGAACUCUUCUUGAAAGAAAUUUACAUGUACACGGAUAUAAUGGAUGAAAUGGUGCGUUUCGGCAUAACUCCGAUAAAAGAUUGCCUUCCCCAAUGCCACUUAGCAAUCCAUAAUGAACUAUUAAUAUUCGAAGACCUAAACGAAGCAGGAUUUAGUACAGUUAAUCAUAGGCGCGUCCUUGACAUUAAAGAGAACGCAGCAAUUUUAAAAACUGUUUCGAAAUUGCAUGCGUCUAGCAUAAUGCUAGAAAAACAUAUUCCUAUUUUAGAAACAUUUUCUUACGCGCUUCAUGACGGUCAUUAUGUUGAUGAUAAGCAGAAACCAGCGCGUAUAAGCUUUAUGUCAACUGUUAACGCAUUGGCAUAUCUUAUCGGGAAGAAAUUUGGAGAAAAUCUCACUGAAUUCAAAAAUUAUGCAUUAAAUUUGUACGAGACCUCUGUAAAUCUUCUCAAACCAACAAAAAAGUUUCGAAACGUACUGAGUCAUGGAGACCUAUGGCCACCUAACUUUUUUAUCAAAUACGACCCUUCUGGUAUUCCCACAGACUCUCGACUGGUCGAUUUUCAAUUGAUACGUUAUACUGUGCCCGCCCAUGAUGUUUUGUUUGCCGUAUUCUUCGCAACCACUCAUGAGCAUCGUAAAACAUUUUUGAAACAUUACCUUGAUUAUUACUAUUCAGAAUUGAUUAAUGUUUUAAAAAGUUACAACUUCGACAACAGCCAAAUUAUUUCUUUCGACGAAUUCCUUGACGGGUGCAAUUACAUAUUGCCCCAGGUAACGUUUCAAGUAGCGGCAUGGUAUCAAGUUGGACAGGUGUCUCCAGAAGUUAUGGAAAAAAUCAAUCAAGGUGGAAACGACAUAAUGGAAAUCUGGUAUAAAGAUAGAAGAUCGUUUUGCGAUUUUGCAUAUGAAACAGAUUCAAAUUAUAAAGAGAAAACCGACGAAAUACUUCAGACUCUAAAACUGAUGUUCGAAGUCUAUAAAAAAAGCGAUAAAAGUAAGCAAUGCCAGUACUUGAAAGAAAUGUAUGGAAUACAUUGAAUGGGCAGUUUUUAUUUAUCAAUUGCAAGAUUGUAGCACUAAAAUCAACUCGUGAUGUAUCUGACCGGUGUAUCAUUAUUAUAACAAACCUGUACACUUAAUUUAAAUAAAAAUUCCUUUUUCUCUUG
Agrilus planipennis (emerald ash borer) is the source of this 2743-nucleotide messenger RNA. RefSeq lists its product as uncharacterized. The transcript has a single exon. The coding region runs from base 510 to 2615 and encodes 701 amino acids. The record is from RefSeq and is a predicted model, not a curated record. Lineage: Eukaryota; Metazoa; Arthropoda; Insecta; Coleoptera; Buprestidae.